GGGAGCCAUGGCUGCAGAGAGCCCCGUGGGGAGUCUCCAGCAUGAAGCUACUUGCUCCGUCUGCCUGGAGUUCUUCAAAGAUCCGGUGAUUCUGGACUGUGGGCACAACUUCUGCCGAGUUUGCAUCAGCCAGUGCUGGGAUGGAUUGGGUCCUAACUGCUCCUGCCCCCAGUGCAGACAAGUCAUGCCACAGAGAAAUCUCAGACCAAACAGGCAGCUGGCAAACAUUGUCAAAAUAACCAAACAGCUGAGUUUACAGGCAGCCAAGGGAGCUGGAGAGGAGAACAUGAGAGAGGGAAGCCAGGAGGCUCUGCACCUGCUCUGUGAAGAGACUCAGACUGAAGAGGUGUGUGACAGAUGCCACGCUCACACUGUUCCAGUUGAGAAGGUUGCUCAGGAGUACAAGGAAAAACUUCAGACCUAUUUGAAGACUCUAAGUGAAGACAAAGAAAAGCUCCUUGGAUUGAAAAUGAAUGGAGAUGAGAGAAUCCAGGACUAUCUGCAAAAGACAGAAGCUGAGAGACAGAAGCUUGUGUCUGAAUUUCAACAAUUGCACCAAUUUCUGGAGGAACAGGAGAGACUCCUGCUGGACCAGCUGGGAGAGUUGGAGAAGGAGAUCAUACGGAGUCGGAAUGAAAAGCUGUCCAUGGAGAUUUCCCGUCUCAGCGACUUGAUCAGUGAGAUGGAGAGGAAGUGCCAGCAACCAGCAAGUGAAUUCCUACAGGAUGUCAGAAACACCUUGAGCAGGUGCAAGAAGGGGAAGUUCCAGGAGCCACUGGAGAUUCCCUCUGAGUUGAAAGCAAGACUUGCAGAUUUCUCCCAGAAAAAUGUUGCCCUAAAAGAGACCCUGAGGCAAUUCAAAGAAACUCUACCAUGUGACCUGGAGAAGAGAAGAGGGGAGCUUCUGGGCUCCUACAUAAAGGUGCAUGUGACUCUGGAUCCAGACACUGCUCACCCUGAUCUUAUCCUGUCUGAAGAUCACAAAACUGUGAGAUGGGGAAUGAGACGGCAGGAUGUACCCAAUAACCCGCAGAGAUUUGACACAUGGCUGUGUGUGCUGGGCUGUGAGGGAUUCACCUCAGGGAAACAUUGCUGGGAGGUGGAUGUGGAGGUUGGUGGAAACUGGGCUGUGGGAGUGGCUAAAGAGUCUGUGAGCAGGAAGGGACGGAUCAGCCUGGACCCUAAGGCAGGGAUCUGGGCUAUGUGGCAAUGCGAGGGCCAGUACCAGGCUCUCACCGCUCCUCGCACUCCUCUGUCCUUGAGCCAAGCACCCUGGCGGAUCCGGGUCUGUCUGGACUAUGAAGGGAGGCGUGUAGCAGUUUUAGAUGCUGAUAAGGAAGUACCAAUCUUCGUUUUCCCACCUGCCUCCUUCACUGGGGAGAGAAUCUGCCCUUGGUUCUGGGUGGGGAGAGGAUCCCGGCUCAGACUAUGACAGGGGGAUGUGUUCUGGGAAAGUAUAACAGCUUAUGGCCUGGUCAGUUAGACCAGCAAUCUUAGACCACCAAAACUGUACACAGUCGGCAUGUCUACAUGUGAAAUUAACGCAAAGCAAUAAA
Molecule: messenger RNA, 1556 nt
Organism: Alligator sinensis (Chinese alligator)
Lineage: Eukaryota; Metazoa; Chordata; Crocodylia; Alligatoridae
Product: zinc finger protein RFP-like
Exons: 7
Coding region: 8-1432 (474 amino acids)
Molecular function (GO): protein binding
Source: RefSeq, a predicted model, not a curated record